AUGCAAUCCGUUCUCCAGUAUCGGCGCUUCCGCAAAAUACUCGAAGCUCAGCUAGAACGUGAUGACGAAAAAGUCGCCGGAUUGCGACAGCAGCGCCGGAAUCAUCGCAGCACAAAGAACUCGCCCUUAGCACUUAGAAAAGACGGUGGCGAUGUAGCUGCAGUUGACGACGACGAGAAUGCGGCUCAGGAAGAUGAUACCAGACAAGGAAACUUCUCAACGACACCCUCGACCACUUCUUCGUCGACUCGUCAUGCUACCGCCGAAAUUGAUAUUGAGCAAACCCCGGACCCAGACCUUGAAGCUGGUGACCUCCAUAUAGUUCCUACGCAGAGCACUACAGGAACAACUCUAGGCCACGCAUUGACCGGUAUCGAAGUCCGUGACCGAACAACAAAAGAAGGUGGUUCUGAGUUGGGAAAAGUCUUCGUGGUGGCCUGGGAGCAUGAAAAAGACCCUAUGAACCCACAGAGUUGGGGAUUUGCUAGAAGAACCACGGCGACGAUGGUACUUUCAUUCAUUGGCGGUAUUGUCGGGUUUGCUUCUGCUAUCGAUUCAGCUAUUAUACCUCAGGCAAUGGAAGAGUUUGGAGUUAGUGAAGUUGCCGAAUCUCUAGCGACUGGUAUAUUCAUGAUCGGAUUCGGCGCUGGUGCCUUGAUAGCCGGUCCGUUUUCCGAGACCGUAGGGCGGAAUCCAAUCUAUAUUCUCACCAUGGCCCUGUAUAUGGUUUUCCUUGUUGGUGCAGGCGCCGCACCCAGCCUUUCAGCCCAGCUUGCAUGUCGAUUCUUCAGCGGCAUGUUCGGCGCAACGCCUCUUGUCUGUGCCGGAGGCUCACUCUCAGAUCUAUGGAAUCCUGCAGAGCGUGUCUUUGCAUUCCCCAUGUUCGCUUGCUUUUCAUUCCUUGGUCCCCUCAUUGCGCCGUUGGUUGGAGGCUGGUUUGGUGAAAGUGAAACUUUGAGCUGGCGUUGGACCGAGUGGAUAACGCUAAUUGCUUCCGGUAUUAUCUUGAUCGUUGUUGUUCUAAUUCAACCGGAAACAUAUCAUCCAAUUCUUCUCAAAUGGAAAGCACAGCACUUGCGUCGCUUGACUGGCGAUAAGCGAUAUCGUGGAGGCAUCGAGAUCCGAAAAACACCCCUGGCCAUGCGACUUGUUCGAGCUCUAUACCGGCCAGUGUUGAUGUUCAUUCAAGAACCGAUUAUCAUCCUCUUCGGUCUGUAUCUCACCGUCGUCUACAUUGUCCUCUUUACCUUUCUCACUGGAUACACGUUCAUUUUCACCGACAUCUACGGCCUGUCCCAAGGAAUGACGGGCGUCUGCUUCGUGGGCCAGAUGGUAGGCGUUUUAUCUUGCGGCGCAUUGAUUCCACUGAACGUUCACCUUCGUAAACGUGAUAUUGCCCGAGCCAAAGCACUCGGCCCCGACGUCAAAGUCGCACCAGAAUCUCGGUUAUACUGGGCCAUGAUCGGCGGACCAGCUAUACCAAUCAGUCUGUUCUGGAUGGGCUGGACAGCUCGACCAGACAUUUCGAUCUGGUCACCACUUCUCGCCUCGGUUUUGUUCGGGUUUGGCAUUUUGUGUGUCUUCAUGACUACUUACCAGUAUAUCAUCGACUCGUAUGAAGUUUAUGCUGCUAGUGCCUUGGCCAGUAUCACCUUGAUUCGCUAUGUUAUAUCAGGUGCAAUGAUUGAAAUUUCCAUCCCGUUCUACCGCAACAUGGGCGUGGCGUAUACCUUGACGAUACUGGGGAGUAUCAGUGGCAUACUGGUGCUGAUUCCGUUUGCCUUUUACAAAUACGGACCAGCUAUCAGACGGAAGAGCAAGUAUGCUCCUGAGUAA
Talaromyces rugulosus is the source of this 1836-nucleotide messenger RNA. RefSeq lists its product as uncharacterized. Gene Ontology annotation, molecular function: transmembrane transporter activity. The coding region runs from base 1 to 1836 and encodes 611 amino acids. The transcript has 2 exons. The record is from RefSeq and is a predicted model, not a curated record. NCBI's taxonomy places the organism in Eukaryota, Fungi, Ascomycota, Eurotiomycetes, Eurotiales, Trichocomaceae. Gene Ontology annotation, biological process: transmembrane transport.